Messenger RNA from Trichoderma gamsii, 669 nucleotides. RefSeq lists its product as hypothetical. The coding region runs from base 1 to 669 and encodes 222 amino acids. The transcript has a single exon. Gene Ontology annotation, biological process: transmembrane transport. NCBI's taxonomy places the organism in Eukaryota, Fungi, Ascomycota, Sordariomycetes, Hypocreales, Hypocreaceae. Gene Ontology annotation, molecular function: transmembrane transporter activity. The record is from RefSeq and is a predicted model, not a curated record.
AUGCGGCCAUGGAUCAUGCUCUUCACAGAGCCAAUUCUCUUCUCGUUAUCACUUUAUAUGGCUUUCAUCUACGGUGUGCUCUACCUAGAUUUUACCGCUUAUCCAGUCGUUUUUCAGAAAGCACGCGGGUGGUCCCUUGGCAUUUCAGGAUUGGCAUUUACGGGAAUCGGUACUGGGAUGGCCAUCGCCACUGGUCUAUCCCCGUACGUCAACAACAUUUACUCCCAUUACAAGAAAAAGAUUGGCGCGGUACCUGAAGCUCGCUUGCCGCAUUUGAUCCCAAUAGUUUGGCUGUUGCCGAUUGGCAUAUUUUGGUUCGGAUGGACAGCACUGCCCCCGACACAUUGGAUCGUGUCUAUUAUUGCCGGUGUGCCUUUUGGCUUUGCUUUAGUGAUGCUUUUCCUCGGUAUUAAUGCAUAUCUCACCGACUGUUAUGAUCGUUAUAGUGCCAGUGCCUUGGCGGCUAAUACGAUGCUUCGCUGCCUUUUUGGAGCAGGCUUUGCUGUAUUUGCUACCACAAUGUAUGAAAAGCUUGGUACACCGUGGGCUACUAGUAUAUUGGGAUUUGUUUCUUUGGCUCUGGGAGUAUUACCAUUUGUGUUUUACAAAUUUGGAGCCAAAUUACGAGCGGCCAGUAGGUUUCAUAUGGAUGUCACUAGUCAUAACUAG